Triticum aestivum (bread wheat) is the source of this 816-nucleotide messenger RNA. Its product is annotated as 40S ribosomal protein S26. Gene Ontology annotation, molecular function: structural constituent of ribosome; mRNA binding. The transcript has 5 exons. Gene Ontology annotation, cellular component: ribosome; cytosolic small ribosomal subunit. The coding region runs from base 158 to 628 and encodes 156 amino acids. Lineage: Eukaryota; Viridiplantae; Streptophyta; Magnoliopsida; Poales; Poaceae. Gene Ontology annotation, biological process: translation. The record is from RefSeq and is a predicted model, not a curated record.
CCGCGCUUAUCGGUCCACAAAGCCCAGCGUUCGCCCUACUUAAAGCUCGGACCAUUCCCUCAAUCCCUCCCAAGCAGCCGCCGCCGCAACCCUAGAGCUCCUCCAUCCCCUCCUCUCCCGGGCGCCUCCACCCCCCGCCUAGCGGCGCGAAGCGACCAUGACGUUCAAGCGGAGGAACGGCGGGCGCAACAAGCACGGCCGCGGCCACGUCAAGUACAUCCGCUGCUCCAACUGCGCCAAGUGCUGCCCCAAGGACAAGGCUAUCAAGCGUUUCUUGGUGAGGAACAUCGUGGAGCAGGCUGCUGUGAGAGAUGUGCAGGAGGCUUGUGUACAUGAUGGAUAUGUUCUUCCCAAGCUGUAUGCCAAGGUGCACCACUGCGUUUCCUGUGCCAUCCAUGCUCACAUUGUCCGUGUCCGCUCCCGUGAGAACAGGAGGAACCGGGAGCCCCCGCAGCGUUUCAGGCGCAGGGACGACGGCCCGAGGCCUGGACAGGGUGGCCCGCCCCGUGCCGGCGGCCCUGGUGCCCCUGGUGGUGCGCCUGCUGGCGCCGGUGCCGUUCCUGGUGCCCCUGGUGGUGCGCCUGCUGGCGCCGGUGCCGUUCCUGGUGCCCCUGCUCCCCGUGUCUAGUUUGGGAAUGCUUUGUCCGUGAUAUGCGCCAGCCCUAGUUUUACUCGUAUCUGGAUAUUGGACUAUUCUACCUAGUUUUUGCUGUAAUCGGUUGUACUGAAAGUUGGUUGGUCAAGCACAAUUUGUGAUCAGGUCUUUAAUGUUUUGACAAUUUCGCUGCUAUCUAUAUCGGAGAGAACCUUUUGGUU